UCCGGCUAGCCAAUCAGCGUCCAGCGAAGGCGGCGAUUUCCCAGUGAUUCUCCCACGUGACCCUCCUCACUAGUUCCCAGGCGGUCACAUCACGGAGCUUGAGACCAUGCAUCAGAAGGCGCUGCUGUUCGUUCUGCUGGCGGUGGGCCUGCUCUGCCUCGGCCUGGCGCCCGCCUGCCAGGCCCAGGACCAGAACCGGGACGAAGACGCGGACGUGGAGGACGACCUGGACCUGGACCUGGACCUGGCCGGAACCGAGGAUGACGACGAGCUGGACGGGGAGGAAGAAGCCCCGCCCGCACCAAAAGCCCCCGCUGCGCCCAAGGUGACCUACAAGGCUCCAGAACCGAUGGGGGAACAUUUCUUCGCCGAGUCGUUUGACCGGGGGACCCUGGACGGGUGGGUUCUAUCCAAGGCAAAGAAGGAUGAUGCAGAUGAAGAGAUCGCAAAGUACGAUGGUAAAUGGGCCGUAGAGGAGAUGAAGGACACCAAGCUGCCCGGCGAUAAAGGUUUGGUCCUGAUGUCCAGAGCCAAACAUCACGCCAUUUCCGCCCCACUGCUGCGACCUUUCACCUUCGAUUCCAUGCCCCUCGUCAUCCAGUACGAGGUGAACUUCCAGUCCGGGAUCGACUGCGGUGGCGCCUACGUGAAGCUGCUGAGCGAGACGCCCGGCCUGGACCUGGACCAAUUUGUGGACAAGACGGCGUACACCAUCAUGUUUGGACCCGAUAAGUGCGGAGAAGAUUACAAGCUGCACUUCAUCUUCAGGCACAAGAACCCCAAAACCGGGCAGUACGAGGAGAAGCACGCCAAGAAACCCGACGCCGACCUGCGGUCCUACUUCACCGACAAGAAGACGCACCUGUACACCCUGGUGGUGAACGCCGACAACAGCUUUGAGGUUCUGGUGGAUCAGACCGUGGUGAACAGCGGCAACCUGCUGAAGGACAUGACGCCCCCCGUCAAUCCCCCAGCUGAGAUUGAGGACCCUGACGACCACAAACCGGAGGACUGGGACGAGAGGCCAAAGAUCCAGGACCCCGACGCCGUCAAACCCGAAGACUGGGACGAGGACGCUCCUGCUCAGAUUCCUGAUGAAGACGCCGUGAAACCGGACGGCUGGUUGGACGAUGAGGCUGAGUACAUCGGAGACCCCGAUGCCAUCAAACCCGACGACUGGGAUGAGGACAUGGACGGAGAAUGGGAGGCACCUCAGGUCCCCAACCCCGCCUGCGAGAGCGCCCCCGGCUGCGGCCCCUGGAAGCGGCCAAUGAUUGACAACCCCAGUUAUAAGGGCAAGUGGAAGCCCCCCAUGGUGGACAACCCCAACUACCAGGGGAUCUGGAAGCCGAGGAAGAUCCCCAACCCGGAUUACUUCGAGGACCUGCAGCCGUUCAAGAUGACGCCGUUCAGCGCCCUGGGGCUCGAGCUCUGGUCUAUGACCUCUGACAUCUUCUUCGACAACUUCUUCAUCACCAACGACCGCAACACGGCCGAGCGCUGGGCCGCCGACAGCUGGGGGCUGAAGAAGGCAGCGGAGGGCGCUGCUGAGCCGGGUUUGGCAGCCCAGAUGCUAACCGCUGCAGAGGAGCGACCCUGGCUCUGGAUCGUCUACGUCCUCACUGUGGCUCUUCCUCUCGUCCUCAUCAUCGUCUUCUGCUGCACGGGCAAGAGUUCCUCCGGGUCGGCUCAGGACUCGCUGAGUCUCACCAGCUUACAGGAGGAGCUGAAGGGAGCCGGACGCCUCCAGCCGGAGAAGAAGAAGACUCCAGCAGCUGAAUACAAGAAGACGGAUGAACCUCAGCCUGAUGUGAAGGAGGAAGAGGAGGAUGAGGAGAAAGAGGAUAAGGAUGAGGAGGCGAAGAGCAGUCCAGCUGCAGAGGACAAGAGUGAUGAAGAAGAGGCUGCUGCUGAGGAAGAGGAGGGAGAGAAUGAGGCCACGACAGAAGAGAAAGAAGACGAUAUUCUGCGGCGAUCUCCCAGGAGCAGGAGGCUCAGAAAGGACUGAUAGCUCUGAACCCUGACCUCCUGACCUUCCUUCCCCCCCCUCGUCUUCCUCCUCCUCUUCCUCCUUCCUGAGGCCACGAAGCCUGAACGGAUCUGGUAAAAGCAGCGAAGCCGACAGAAAUUUGACGACGAUUCCAGCUCGAUCCGGUUUUGGACGUUUUGUUUUAGAGCUUAACUGAGAUUCACUAAAACUUCCUGCAUCAUUCCAACCUGCAGGGGGCGACGUUCUGUCUGCUCCUCCAAUCAGCAGCCUGCUGACAGGAAGACGGUCGCCCCGCUGGACUGGACGGGUAGCUGACCAACCGGCCCACAGAUAACCAACUACUAACCGUAGCGCUUCAGUGUUAGCCUGCUAGCUGCCUAAUAAAGCCAGAGCUUAGCGGCUGGAGGAGGCUUAAACUGGGAACACUCCGACUUUUCUCCAUGUCUGUUGUUGUCCUGUCGGCGCUAGAGCGCUAGCUGUCUGUUGGCUUCUUCCUGAAACACUGUCUGCCGUCGGUGGGUCAGACAGGAAACACCUGGAUGUUUGGCUCACCUGCCUCCUCCAGCUCAGCACCACAGAGGCUCCGCCCCCUUUCUACUACACUUUAAAUUAACUGCUGAAAUAAUCAUGAUAAAAUGUCAUUAAUAUAUCAUUAAUUUUUAAAAAUUGGAAAUAAAUGCAGCAAAGAUUAAAUAUUUAAUUAUAUGUGCCUCAAUUAGAUGUAUUUUAUUAUUUCAUGUUCGUGCUCUGAAGCACAUCAUGGCUGAACUUACACCGUCAGUUUGACCUAUCACACUCAGUGGGCGGGAUUAUGGAAGCUGCGACCCUGACGUCUGAUUGGCUGCUGCAAACACCCAAGUAAACACAACUUCCCUGCUAGCUCCGACUCUCAGAUUGAAAUUUUCACUUUAAUUGUGGAAUGAUUUUACUAACAAUUAAAUUGUUUAUUUACUUAUUACAAACUCCCGCCCAUAUGUGUAGUUUGGUCUGAGAUUUCGCUAAUGCGUUCCCCACAGACUGUUAGCCGCUGUUAGCUAGCAGGCGGGGCUAACUGUGAUCCUGCCUGAUCACAGUGAGCGCUGCUGAAUUUAUCAGCAAUAUUUCAAACCACAGAAGUAGAGGCUGCAGUUUCUCCUCCAGGAUUUGUAGCAUAUAAAUUUUUAUUGAUCGUUUCCAAAAUAUCGACCUCAGAGUUGCAGUUAACUGGGCAGAAGUUGACUUGCUGUUUGAAGGAGCCAAUCAGAUGUCAGUUUGCCUUAAUCCCGCCCACUGCGUGUGACUUUAUUGAUGUGCUUCAGCACAGGAACAUGAAAUAAUUUAUUAAAUCAUGAAAUCUAGUUUGUGAAAUUAAAUCACCCACAUAUAAUUGAGGCACAUAUAGUUCUAUAUUUAAUAAAUUAUAUAUUUCAAGUUUUGACCUAUUUAAAUGUCAGAACCUCAGGUGUCCUGUCCUGCCAACUACCAGAGGUGGUGCUAAAGUCUCCAUUGUAGCUCCUGAGCUUCCUGUUACUUUCAUCAUGAUGUCACACAUGACCUCUGUUUCAUCCAAUCACUGCACAGCUUGAAAUAAAAAUGGAACCAAAUGAGAAAAAUCCUGAUAAUCUGUCAGAAACAAUAAAAUCCUGCUCUGUAACCGUUCCCUUAAAGCAGAGGUAUCAAACUCCAGCCGCUGUCCUGCAGGUUUUAGAUGAGCCACAGGUACAAAACACUGGAAUGAAGGGUGACCCUUCAUGACCUUGUGUAGAUCAGGCCUCAGAGCCUUAAUGACCUAAUUAUUCUGUCCAGGUGGUGCAGCAGAGGCUCAUCUUAAAGCUGCAGGACAGCUGGGCCUCCAGGACUGGAGUUUGACACCUGUGCCUUAAAGGAAUCAUUUUCAGCGGAGUUCUGUGAAGUAGGUCUCGGUAGUCAGUAUGUGACCUGCAGCAGAUGAGUUAGCCUGAGCUGGCUGACUUUUCAUUGGUUAUUUCUGUGCAGUUGAACUGGAUUUAAUGAUGUUUUUACGAAGCGUUUCCUCUGACUCCUCUUUGCUUUUGCUUAAACUCUGAGGGACAAUAGUUUCUGAUGUUUUCUAACAGGUUUUUUGUAGAAGUUUAAAUAUUUUGAAGUCCCAGAGGUCCUCCCCAGUCUUCAGGCUUAUAUAGAAAUCAUGGAGCAAAUGUCUAAAAAUGAUUUAAUUUCACUUUUUUUGUCAAACUUCUGUUUUUGUGUUUAGAAUAUGUUGUUUUCUUGUUAAAAGAUGUAAAAAUCAGGAUUUUCUUGAGGUUGAUCAUGUGAGGGGGGUUUCACAGCCAAACAGUUUCCUGCUGGGGGUUUCUCAAGUCCUGGUGGGCGGCCUGGUCUGUGAACGCCCGCUGGGAUUGGCCGGUCCGUGGGUUGAUCUGGACGGUGAGUUUGGGGGCUGACCGCGCUCCGACUGUGAGCUGAACACUGUAUCUGCUGCGUUUUUACUUCCUCUGGUGGUUUGGAGCGACCGGCAGCAGAAAGCCCGGCUGUGAAUGAAACACUGUGAUGAGGAGCCUGAUGUCGGUGAAGCAAAUGUUUGUUUUGAUGAAUAAAAAAAGGCUAAAUGGAAACAGA
Messenger RNA from Xiphophorus hellerii (green swordtail), 4567 nucleotides. It is a transcript of the gene canx, whose product is annotated as calnexin. The coding region runs from base 107 to 2008 and encodes 633 amino acids. The transcript is spliced from 16 exons. Gene Ontology annotation, cellular component: endoplasmic reticulum; endoplasmic reticulum membrane. Gene Ontology annotation, molecular function: calcium ion binding. The record is from RefSeq and is a predicted model, not a curated record. Lineage: Eukaryota; Metazoa; Chordata; Actinopteri; Cyprinodontiformes; Poeciliidae. Gene Ontology annotation, biological process: ERAD pathway; protein folding.